Molecule: messenger RNA, 2319 nt
Organism: Sodiomyces alkalinus F11
Lineage: Eukaryota; Fungi; Ascomycota; Sordariomycetes; Glomerellales; Plectosphaerellaceae
Exons: 2
Coding region: 187-2118 (643 amino acids)
Biological process (GO): regulation of DNA-templated transcription
Molecular function (GO): DNA-binding transcription factor activity, RNA polymerase II-specific; zinc ion binding
Source: RefSeq, a predicted model, not a curated record
CGGUGUCGGGUCCUCGAUUCCGGCCACCACCGUCCCCUGUCGACUACCUUGCCUUACUUUCACGCCGCAUCACUCUCCCCUCCCCUCCUCCCGACAGAAAUCGGCCAUUAGGUUCCCUCCUAGUGCCGUCAUUUUAUUUCCAAUACUUUCCAAUACCGCACUGUCACAUACCCAAGUUUGGUGAAAAUGGCUUGUGCUUCGCCUAACGGUGCUGCGCAGGGUGACAUGGCCGCCCCCUCCGCCGCUACCAAUGCCUCGCCCCGACAAGCAAUCAUUCCCAAAAAAGUCACAUUUGAGCUUCUCUUCACUGAAUCCCAGGCGCGCGGGCGGCUACCCAUGCGAGUUCACAUUUACCCCCAUGAUACCACCGAUUCCAUUGUCACUACGGUCAAGAAUUUCUAUGGUCUAUAUCCAGGCGCAAAUGGCGGCUUGGGCGUGAGCUUUGAAGACCAAGACGGGACAACCCUCAUCGCGCGCUACGAGAACUUUCGCCAUGAUAUGACCGUCUAUGUACGGGUCACUGAAGAGCCGCCGGCUACCGUGACCCCCUUCAUCGCACCCCCAUACAAGUCCAGUGUCUCUGGUGCCCCAUAUAACGAGUCGGACUCUACUUUCCCGCGCCAACCCACAACAACACACUUGGGUCGGGAUCUUUCGAGGUCUCCCCGUCGCCGCAGCCCGUCACCGAACGGCACCCGUGGUCGCCGCAGUGCGUCUGCGAAUACAAACCCCAAUGCUUCCAAGAAAAGCCGCUCUCGGUCGGUCAAGGAGUCGGCCGCCGACAUCUACAGCGAAACUAUGAACGGCUAUAGCAGCGGCGAUGGCGCCCCGAGUUCCAGCUCUGGCAGAGCCAAAGAACAUAUUGGGAACACAGAUAUCAGUGUCGAAAACAUUGUCGAAGGAGGCCGCCGAAAGCGGGCCAAGUUUGAGAGCUCGGAACUUCCACUGUUUGCUCCGCCCCAAAUGCCUGCGGCCACCUCGAAUCCCUCCAUCUCCCCUGCUCGUCGGGUCGAACACAAUCGUCCCUCUCUACCUUUUGUACAACCGAGACAUAACACUUUUGCCCACGUACCGCCUCUGCACUCCCCUCAGCAGCAGGGAACAGUGGCUGGGCACACUGCGCAGUUCGCGACCCCGGCGCCAGAUACCCGCCGCGCUCGUGGAAGCAUUGGAUACCCUGAACACAACAAUGGCAUUCUCCCAACGCCAGACCCCACUGUCGGGAGCUGCAUGUCAGAGGAAGACAAAGAUGUCGCCAUUCAGCUGAUGCGGCUGGGCGAGAUGUCUAAUAUAUCUCACGGUAGAACGUCUGCUUCUACCUUGGACGAUACUUUCAGUGGUCAUGCAGACAUCGCCUCGUCUACCGGAGCCACUAGUGAUGGUGAGAGUGACAGCGAGGAGGAGCCUCUCCCUGAGUCCCGGCGCCAGAAGCUAGAUGCUGCCGGCGCCAUGCGCAAGAUCUAUCAGACUACAGACAGUCACUUCCAGCCCGCCGCCAAUGGUGGCCACGCUCAUGGCGACGUCGUCGCCGACUUCGAGGACGGCAUGGAUGUCUCGACAACUGAAGAUGCCAAAGCCAGAGCCCCGAAAACAAAGACUCCUCUUCCCGACGGGCCGAGGCAUAGAGCAUCAUCAACCGGAACCAAGACCAGUAGUAAGUCGAACAAGGGUCCAAAGGCCCCACGUGCUGGUCCCAAUGGCAAGAUGAAGAAAGCCGCCUCUAUUCCUGCCAUGAGCAAUGGCCCGAUGUCGCCUACAUCGCUGCCCCCCUCUCGCAAGCCCUCCAAUGCCUCGGCCGUCGCGCUCCCGCCUGGAAUCGGCGAGGAAGACCAGGUUGACCUAUCCGCCAAACCCCGGUGCCAACGUUGCCGCAAGAGCAAGAAGGGAUGUGACAGGCAACGCCCUUGCGGCCGCUGCCGCGACGCCGGCCUGAGUGCCGACCAGUGCAUCAGCGAGGACGAAGGAAACGGACGCAAAGGUCGUUACGGACGUCACAUGGGCGUUCCCAUCAAGAAAGAGGAGAUCCUGAAAGAUCACCACCCCUCGCUGCUCCCGGCUGCCCCCAUAUCGACGGCGCCUACUACCGCGGCCGACAAGAAUAAGAAGCGCAAGCGGUAGAUUCGGCGGUAAAUCGACGAAGCUCCUCUCUCUCUUGCUCUUUUGCAAGGAGCAAAAAACUGAGACACUAGCACAUUUUCGGGAGUCGAAUUCUUUUUUCGUUUUUUUUUGUUUUUGUUACGGCUCUGGCGUGCGGGAAGGACGUAAUGGGGAUAGCCCGGCCUGGCGCGGCCACUUACACUCCCUACCGGCGUUCCGGAA